Folsomia candida is the source of this 5031-nucleotide messenger RNA. Its product is annotated as myelin regulatory factor-like protein. Lineage: Eukaryota; Metazoa; Arthropoda; Collembola; Entomobryomorpha; Isotomidae. Gene Ontology annotation, molecular function: DNA-binding transcription factor activity; sequence-specific DNA binding. Gene Ontology annotation, cellular component: endoplasmic reticulum membrane; nucleus. The coding region runs from base 926 to 4312 and encodes 1128 amino acids. Gene Ontology annotation, biological process: protein autoprocessing; positive regulation of DNA-templated transcription. The transcript has 20 exons. The record is from RefSeq and is a predicted model, not a curated record.
AUUGCAGCACGGGCAGGAUGGACCAACAGGUAGAAAACACUGACUGCAGGUAUGUAUUCUUCUAUUAAGAAAUAUACAGUACCUUGAUGCCUAGAGCUCAAAAGUGGAUUAUAUUGUUAUUGCCAUCUGUGAUAGUGGUGGUACUGAAGAGGAGCAUUAAAUAUAAAAAAAAUAACUAGUGGUGCAGCAGAGAUGGAGAAAUUGUUUAGAGUUUCAGUGUUGAUUGAGAGGAGAGGUUUUAUUCCUUGAUAAAUAAUAACUUGCCAAGACGAAGCACUACUUAGUACAUAGUCCGAGAAGUGAGAGAUUAAUAUAACCCUGCAUCACGAUGUACAUAUGGCAAAACGAACAAGAAGACGACGACGAUCAACCAAUAAUUACUUAACUAUACAAAACUAACUCUAAUAGAAGAACAGGUAGUAAGCUCAACGAACACGGCCACAAGAGACGACGAACCAUCAUCUCAGCUACCUAUUUACCUACCACUUACUUGUACGACUCUCGGUGCUUAAUUUGUAAUACGUAGUGUAGACCCACUGCAACACAAGUUUCAAGUGUGAAAUUUAUUGGGAACUUUGCAAGACCAACUUUUCACCUCGUCUCAAAAUCAAAAAAGAGGAGAGAAUGAGAUGAUGUCGUGUUAGUAAGUAGCAAAAUCAGAGUGGGGACAUUUCAGAGACACUUUUUUUUACAUACACCACAUAGUUUUCUAAUCUACAUGUAAAACUCAUUAGAAGAUGCGGAUAAGUGCGGUAGCAAUAAUUAUUAACACAACUGUGAUGGUCUGAAAAUGAGCUGAGUUUUAGUUAGUGUUUAUUUAUUGGUGGUUGAGCAGUGUGGUAAAAAUUGGUCGGAAGUGAAGAUGUUGAACUGAUUGCAUGGACGACUGACUGGAAAUUUUGUGCGACAUUGGAUUAGCAAUGGGAUGGAGACGGAAGUAACACUCGAGGAGAAGACUCUGGAGCUGGAGUCAAUUUUGGGCUUUGAUGAAGAAGCUCGAGAGGAUUUUGCAGGACUUGACAAUGACGCACUUGAUUUUAGCCAGUUGGAAGACUUUAUUGCCAAUGAAGCAGAUGGAAGCUAUUUCGCGGACACGUUGGCAAACAGUGAAGCCUCGAAGCAUACUCAGAAUGGACAGGCACAUCGUGACCGCAUCAUUGUGGUCACGAAUCUCCCGUCCUCCGAGGCGGGGGCCUUGCCAUUUACGUCGUCGAAGGUGGCGUGCCCUAAUGAUCCACCCGGCUGUUUGACAGCGUAUGCCAACGGUCAACUCCCGAGGCAUAACCUUCCCGAUAGUCCGCCGGACUCUGGGUCAGAACCUCCAUAUUCCCCGACGGAUCCAGGGUCACGUUCUCCCAAUCACAAAGAUCCAGCCAUGAACGGACGACGAAAUCUGCAUGAACUCCUUCUUCACCCAAUGUUUCCGCAAUCCUCCUCCGGGGGAUCGGGAAACGGGGCGGUUUCGGUCAUUCUGCAACACCACGAUUUACAAUCGCUGGGAUCUCCCAUAUCCAGCAUCCCUUCCAUCACUCACACAGGAACAAGUCCCUCAGCAAAUAAUGUGACUCUGACGACACUCGGUGGAUCCGGACCCUGUUCCUCGACCCAAGUUGUGGACGGGUCUCAAACUGCCUCCCCACAGCAGGACAUCCCAUUUUACACCAACUUAACACCUGUCGUCCAGCCAAGCAGUGAAACCAGCAGCAAGGGGAGGAAGAGAAAGGCUUCCGAGUCUGGGGCAAGCAGCACCAAAGGAAAAGUUAGCAUGGUUCACGUGAAACAAGAGCCAGCUCUCUCAGAAAUGUCGCCCGGUGCAGAGUCCACCACUUCAACAACUCACAAUGCAAGUGGGACUGGAAAUGACAAUGGGGGCAGUUUAGAUGACGAUUUCUACGAUUUGUCAAACGACCCUUCAAUCUUCAUGGAUCCAAAUUACCAGUGCAUCAAAUUCCAACCAUUCCACGAACACACAUGGCUCCCACUUGCGGAUGAAGCUCUCAAAGAAUUACCUACGGCGUACUUCAAAGUUGAUGCUGACAAAGGAUUCAACUUUUCUAAUGCGGAUGAUGCUUUUGUGUGCCAGAAGAAAAACCACUUUCAGAUUACGUGCCAUGCAAAGUAUCAUGGAAAUGCAAAAUACGUUAAAACUGCGGACGGUUUUAAACCCGUUGAUGGAUUUUGUAUCCAUUUUUACGGCGUUAAAGCCGAGUCUCCAAAUCAUUCCAUCAAGAUUGAGCAGUCCCAAAGUGACCGAAGCAAAAAACCUUUUCAUCCGGUUCCUUUUGAAAUUUGCAGACUGGACGUUAAUUCCGAAACGGUGUCCAAACUUACCGUUGGCCGACUCCACUUUAAUGAAACCACGUCCAACAAUAUGCGCAAGAAGGGAAAGCCGAACCCCGACCAGCGCUACUUUUACCUGGUUGUAGCCCUCCAUGCACACGGUCCGGAUGGAAACUACCCCCUGCUGGCACAUUCCUCACAACGAAUCAUUGUCAGGGUAUGGAGGACGCAAGCUUCAAAUCCAGGACAAUUUGAGAGUGACAUGGAACUAUCUUGGCAGAAGGGGCAGACAUCGGAUUCGAUUUAUCAUGCUGGACGCGUCGGAAUCAACAUGGAUCGACCUGAGGAAGCUCUCGUCGUUUAUGGAAACUGUAAAGUUACGGGCCAAAUUAUUCAUCCCAGUGAUAUGCGAGCAAAGGAGAACAUUGUAGAGAUGGACAGUAAACAGCAGCUUAAAAAUGUACAACAACUCCGAGUUGUUAGAUACAAAUAUAAUCCAGAGUUUGCUCGAUUGAUCGGAAUCUCUGAUGCGGAUGCUGAGGACACGGGCGUUAUUGCACAAGAAGUUCAAAAGAUCAUUCCCGAGGCGGUGAAGGAAUCCGGAGAUAUAAAGUUACCGGACGGAAAUAAAAUUAGCAAUUUUCUCGUUGUGAACAAGGAGCGGAUAUUCAUGGAGAACAUCGGAGCCGUAAAAGAACUUUGCAAGGUUACAGGAAAGCUCGAAACGAGAAUUGAUCAUUUAGAAAAGAUUACAAAUGCCAACAGAGAUCGCAAUAAUCUUAAAUCUGGCCGAUCAUCAUCUCGAUCAAGUGCUUCGAGCUCUCUAGGACGUAGAGAAUCAGCAACCAAAACGGCAACUGAAUACAUUUGUUCGAAUCGAUGUGUGCAAAUUCUCAUUGUGAUUCUCGUUUUGAUUAUGGCGUUCUGCUUGGUCGCAAUGGCUACUCUGUACUGGCUCGAGUACCACAAACGGUCAUCGUACGACUUCCAUCAUCACAAUUCCCACCAUAUCUUCAACUCGUCUCGGGAAUUUUUAAAUAUUCCGGCUUCUGAUUAUCGUCACGGAAGUUAUGGAGCUCCAAGUACCUUCUACCCUGCACCAAUCCACCCACAUAGCUUUAACAGUAACCAUCCGACUAAAAAUCCAAAGUCAUCAGCCAAGUCGCACCAUUCUAUUCCUCCUAAAACCGGCGGCGGUAUUGAGCCGUUCCUCUUGAUGAAGCCCAAAGUUCUUGGCAGACCGCAGUAUUGUUUCACUACUCUUCCCUAUUUGGACACACAAUGCGGGACCUUUUGCUGUGCUGGAGCGUCAUUGUCGCCAACCGAUUACUCAGACAUUGAAAGAAGAAAUCAAGUCGUGCUGAGCGUCAGUUCUACAAAACUUUCUCCACCUCCUGUUACACUCACUCCGCAAAACAACAAUUCUGAGGAUGCCAUUUCGAAUUUCUCUAGCAAUCCUGUUCAUCGCAAUGGAUUAGACUCGAAACGCAGACGACGACAGAUUGAUGAAAAUCCCCUGAUUACAGUGCCAUCGAUUCGCGUCUUGUCUCAGAACAUUAACCAAACUUUAGAUGCGUCGUACUGCAUGCUAAAUUCUAACGGAUAUGACAGCGGAUACCACGACUGUGUUUCGACUGACAACAGAUAUUUUUCUAGUGCAAAUUUGACGUAUCACGUUCCUUUAAGCAAAUAUUGGGACGAAAUGAACGUGAAACUUAUUUUCAAGUUCUCGCCACGAGUGAACAUUUCUCAGCCUCAAAUGUGUCAAGAGUUUUACGAUCAGCCCUUCUGCAGGCUGGAUGACGCCACCACGAGUACUCCCAACGUUGAGGAGAAAAGCAAUAACAAUGACACUCAGACUGUCGCUGGUGAAGGGAAGAACGUAUUUUCUCUCAGCGUGAAAGUUGGAGGCAGUCCGUACUCUCGUUUCAACAUUAAAUUUUCUUCAAAUGUCGACACCCAGGAUUUGUGUAACGUGCAAAAGAACAUUUUUGAAUUCAAUUUCCACUUUUACCGAGUAUGCCAUGAAUGAAUAACGCUGCUACUGCUGCUAUAUAAGUCAUUUUCCAAUCAGUCAAACACCAUUAGUGUAGGAGAGUUCCUUCCACGAUAUGUUAUUCUAUUAUUUGAUUCCUUAUUAUUGUUGCAAUUUAGUCCGUCCCGUCAACUUUCUCAUCCGUUCCAUCGCCAUUAUUAUUGCUAUUUUAUGUGUCAGAAUGCAGUUAGAGUCUAGAUUUAAUUUCGUAGAGAUUGUCUCAACUACGUUACAUAAAUACAUAUAUCUCUGUAUUACACACAUUAUUUACGGAUUAUUCGUGGCAAAAAACUUAGGUAUUUACUAUUGUAUGAUAAACUGGUGGGUAUGAAUGCGAUGCGUUUUCCGAGUAGUAACUACAUUAUGUUUGGUAGUAAACACAACUAAAAGUAAAGUAACUCAAAUGUAAAAAAUUAUUAUCAUUUUAGAAAUAAUGUACAACAUGAUGAUCUAGACAAACUAGAAAAGAAAAACUAAAUGUAUUACAAGUUUGAUGAACAAUAUAUGUUUAAAAAGUAUUUUAAAGCCAACGAUAUGUAACGUAACGAUAAUGAUAAAUUUGAUCCGAAAUUGAUAUUACUCAAUUUUGAGAAAUUUAAAUUAGACACGUAUUUGAAAUAUAUAUAUAUUUACCCAUGUUAUACCUGUUUGUGACGAGAGAAAGGUGAGGAGAAAGAGAAAAUCUCAAUAGAAAUGUAGUAAAUUUUAGUGUUCAA